Ixodes scapularis (black-legged tick) is the source of this 843-nucleotide messenger RNA. RefSeq names its product translation initiation factor IF-2-like. The transcript has a single exon. The record is from RefSeq and is a predicted model, not a curated record. Bases 148 to 843 code for a protein of 231 amino acids. Lineage: Eukaryota; Metazoa; Arthropoda; Arachnida; Ixodida; Ixodidae. Gene Ontology annotation, molecular function: DNA binding.
AUACUGCCAUACCACGGCGCCACUUUUCCCGGGCUAGAGGAGCCAGAGGAGCUUCAGCCAUGGCGUGAGCCGUGAGCUUUCGUCUGUGGAGAAUGCGUACCCCGCCGCGGGGCCGCCGCUAGGCCCCCGGGGGAGAACACGGGUGCGAUGGAUGUGGUGCCGUCUACCAGUGCGGAUGCCGCAUCCACGUCUGCUCCUGCUCGGCGACGGGGUAGGCCACGUAAGACUGAAGCCGAGAAGGCGAAGACGAAGGCUAGACGUGCAGAGGCGAUGCGCCACAAACGAGCUGAGGAUUCCGAAUAUCGUGCCAGGGAGGCAGAGGCCAAGCGGCGCAGGCGCCGCCGCCUGGCUGAACAGGCUAGACGUGCUGCUAAUCGAACGUCUGAGACUGAAGACCAGCGACGCGAGCGGAGACGCCAAGCUCAACAGGCCAGGCGAGCUGCUGAACAAACGAACACAUGUGCGAUGGAUGCGGUGCCGUCUACCAGUGCGGUGCGCUCUUCUGAGUCGUCGUCUGCUACGAGUGCAGAUGCCGCAUCUACCUCUGCUCCUGCUCGGCGGCGGGGUCGGCCACCUAAGACUGAAGCCGAGAGGGCAAAGACGAAGGCUAGGCGUGCAGAGGCGAUGCGCCGCAAGCGGGCUGAGGAUUCGGAAUAUCGUGCGAGGGAGGCAGAGGCCAGGCGGCACAAGCGCCAUCGCCUGGCUGAACAGGCUAGACGUGCUGCUGAACGAACUUCUGAUCAGCGACCUGAACAAAAACGUGAAGCGCAAAAGGCCAGGCGAGCAGCUCAAGGUGAAGCCAAGGGUAAUCAAAAUGUAUUUAAAUUUGCGAGGCAAAACUAA